CAGUAUCUCUGGGUGACCAUUAACUCUUAACUAGCGCGCGUGAAACCCUGGCCAUACCCCAAACGUAUCCUCUAGGAUUGACCUUGUCAGUUGCCAUAACAUUGAUAACAUCAUUAUACAAACAAAAAGAUAAGAUAGUAUAUGCUUCUCAUAUUCGGUAUUUGCUUUUUGCACCCCUCUUAGGCUGAGCAAGGUAUUAGGCGGCAGCGCCGGCCCCUGUGUAUAUCAUCGUGAUGUGGCACCGAAUGACAAAUGCUUAGAUACACCUUAGAAGCCCGGUGUCACGCUUCCCACCAACUCGUAGUCCUGGUCAAUAUUUCAUUAGAUGCUUAGUCGUCUCAAUCACAUUCGUACCGCCUUAUUUUCUUUCGCGACGCCUGCGAUGUCACAUGCAAUUGACACGUCCCAUUAUCGUGCUGCCUUGUCUUCAGGCAAGUACCGUUCCUUCGAAUGUGUGGAUCCAACCACGAACUCUUCGUCAAUACAGGCACUCAAAGCGAGAUUGCCACAUUCGCUGGGGGGUGUUUUUGGGGUGUCGAACACAUAUUCCUGAAAGAGUAUCCUCCUUCGCAGAACAAGGGCAUCCUCAAGACGAGCGUCGGAUACACCGGCGGGCUGGAGAAAGCUCAGAGCCCGACGUACAGAGAAGUGUGCACUGGAACAACCGAUCAUGCUGAGGCCUUGAGAAUCGAAUUCGACCCUUCCAUAGUCCAGUACGGAGAGCUCGUUGAGUUCUUUUACCGCACCCAUGACCCGACCACGUUGAACAGGCAGGGCGGUGAUGUGGGCACUCAGUACCGCUCUACGAUUUUCACACAUUCACCUGAACAGAGCAAGAUAGCGAAAGACGUCACGCAGAAGGUACAAGAGGAACAUUUCAAGGGCCAAAAGAUUGUGACGGGAAUUGAAGAAGCUGGGCAAUGGUAUGAUGCCGAAGAAUAUCAUCAGCUACAUUUAUUCAAAGAACCGAACGGAUACCAGUGCCCAACACACAAGAAGCACUGGUAGAUUGGAUGAGAUUGUUAACAGUGUAACUGAGUAUUGGAAUUGUAUAGUAAACACCAACUUCCAGUUAUCAGAAUGACCACAAUCAAAAGCCGCCAUCAGAGUUGCGAAAGCCCGUCCCUUUACAAAUGUAACAAGGAGAGUGGUGCCGAACGGGCAAUGUCAAUGCGAACCCUGUAUAGGGUCUGACUCAACUCUCUGCACCGUCAUUUCUCGUCAUUGGCGUCUUUGAUUGUGGAAGGAUGAAAACCAAAACAUUUUCGUCACGAAUGUUAUAAGGCGGAGGCGUGGGAAAUAAUGUGUGUGAAUAUCGCUUCCAUUUUGGACCCAUGCACUUGAAGAAAGA
Molecule: messenger RNA, 1351 nt
Organism: Suillus subaureus
Lineage: Eukaryota; Fungi; Basidiomycota; Agaricomycetes; Boletales; Suillaceae
Product: peptide methionine sulfoxide reductase
Exons: 3
Coding region: 451-1008 (185 amino acids)
Molecular function (GO): peptide-methionine (S)-S-oxide reductase activity
Source: RefSeq, a predicted model, not a curated record